CUCUUCAAAAUUUUUCCACCUGAUAACAACCGGCGUUCAAAAAAGAAUUCGUAGGGCAUUUAUUGGAAAACUUCAAGAAAAUAUAAAUUAAAAUUUUUUGACCAUCGAAUUGGUAUGGAUAAGUUUCUCAAACAUAAACUGUACUUCCCCUCCCUGGAAGAAGUUGCUGGUGUUCUUGAAAAGGGGUUACAAGAAACAUUUACGUCUGUGAGUGUACGUGUGGUAGAAUGUCCCAAUUUAAAGGAAAAGCCUUUUAUGCUGGCUAGUGAAGGAUUGUCUGGGAAGACAGCUCUUGCUGAUGUUGGUGGUGUUCCAUAUUUGGUACCUUUAGCUCAAAAGGAUAAGAUUUACGAUAUGAAAAAAAUUGCACAAAAAAUUGGAACUCCAAAUGCUUUCAUUAUAGGGGCUGGAGCAGGUCCCAGACAUCAUAUUGGAACAAAUUGUGAGAUGAUGGCAAAUAUAAAAUUAGAUCCAGAGUUUAAUAAUACUCAUAUAGCUAAAAUAGGAAAGGAAAAGGAUUAUGAAUUAAUUCAAUUAAAAGACAGCUCAGAGUUCUGUCUUCUGGGGAAUCUUUUUAUAUCUGAAGGAAAACCUGGCAAAGUUAUACAAGUAUUAGCCCAAAAAAGGAAAGGCCCAGAGAACUUUGUUAGUGCAAUGCGUAAAGUUUUAGCAAAGGAAUAUGGUGUGAAACCAGUUGGAAUGGGAGGUGUUUUUGUAAUCAAAAGUGGAAAAGCAAAGUUGCAUAUUAUGCCUGAUUAUUCAGAGAAGCCAUUGAAUAGUGAUGAUGAUGUCAACAACUGGCUAAAGUUUUUUGAUUUACCUGCACCUCUCUCUUGCUUGAGUACAUUUGUCUCUUGUGAUCCUGGUUUGGAUUUAAGGAUUGAGCACACACAUUGCUUCAGCGAUCAUGGUGUAGGAGGCCAUUAUCAUGAAGAUACUACCCCUGAUUGUGUGGAUUAUGAAGGAUACUUUAAUGUAGCUGAUUUCAUGUACCGAUUUGACCCGCCUUCUGUUACUCACCAAAUUGGGCGUGACUAAGUUUUAUCUUCUGAAAAAAAUGUUUUUUGUCAAGUGAUAAGUGAUUAUUUUCUAAUUUAAAAAAGUAUUUUUUAAAAUUUUUUCAUAUCUGUGCCAAAAAAAAAGCCCACUUAACUUUUAAAAAUUUUUAUAUUCCAUAUUAUAAGGCUAUUAAUAUUGUGAUAUGUUCAUGUGUAUAUCUCUACUAAUUAAAAUGAUUGUUAAAGGUUUUUAAAAAAAUGAUAGUUGCAUGUUUUUGAAAAUAUGAUGAAUUUUGACAUUGUUAUAAAUAUUUAUUUUAUCAAUAAAACUGUUAGAGAUUGACUGCUUGAGAGUAUUUUAAAUACUGAAGUAUUUUGUACUGUAUAAUUUAGUUUUGAUAUUAUGAAAUACCAACAUAAGUUUUAUAGCAAUUUUACUGAGAAAAAAUUUAAUAAUGAUAGAAUGGAUUAUUUUAUGAAUGAAAGAAUAUGAAAUACACAGAAGAUACAAUUUUAUGUAUUCUA
Messenger RNA from Uloborus diversus, 1523 nucleotides. RefSeq names its product ester hydrolase C11orf54-like. Bases 115 to 1038 code for a protein of 307 amino acids. Gene Ontology annotation, molecular function: hydrolase activity, acting on ester bonds; zinc ion binding. NCBI's taxonomy places the organism in Eukaryota, Metazoa, Arthropoda, Arachnida, Araneae, Uloboridae. The record is from RefSeq and is a predicted model, not a curated record. The transcript has 9 exons. Gene Ontology annotation, cellular component: nucleus.